UAGGCAGACUUUUUACUUACUUUCGGUUUACUUAUACCCACUAUUCUAGGGGAUGUCAUGGGGUAAUAGGAGCUGCGUUAAAAAGUACGGAGCUUUUAUUUCCAUUUAAUUUACUUUUUUUGUAAUGACUUUGGUGAAAAUGAACUCUGCCGUUUUGUGGACGUUGGUGAAUGUUUUGCCCUUGCUUGGUGUGUCUGGUGUUGGUGAAGAUAAAGAGUUGGUGUUUGUGAUGGAGGGAGAUUCAGUCACUCUACACACUAAUAUUGAAGCAAAUCAACAAGAAAAGAUGAGAUGGUAUUUUAAGGACUUUCAAAUCGCUGCAAUCAUUGGAGAAAAGAGAGAAAUCUGUACUGAUGAUGAGUGUAAAGAGAUUUUCAGAGACAGACAUGAAACUAGAUCAUCAGACUGGAUCUCUGACCAUCACAAACAUCACAACCACAGACACUGGAGAUUAUAAACGAAAGGUCAUCAACAGUGGCAGCUUCAGUGACAAGAUCUUCAAUGUUUCAGUACAUGGUGUUUCUGCUGCUGAAUGGGAUGAAAUGAAGGGAAAGUCAGUGAAGGAGGGAGAAUCUGUUACUUUAGAUCCUGGUGUAGUAAAAAACCUGAAUAGUGUGAUGUGGUGUUUUAGUGACAUUCACAUAGCUGAAAUCACUGGAGAUCAGAGUAAGACCUGUACAGAUGAUCAGUGUAGAGAGAGAUUCAGUGACAUACUGAAGCUGGAUCAUCAGACUGGAUCUCUGACCAUCACAAAAACUAGAACCACAGACUCUGGACUCUAUAAACUACAGAUCAACAGCAGUAGCUUCAGUAUUAGCAGAAUAUCAACUGUUUUAACUGUCAUUGAUUCAAGUCUUUCUCCAGGUGCUAUAGCAGGGGUUGUUGUUGUUGCUGUUGUUCUGUUGCUCAUUGCUGCUGUGUUCCUCUAUCGCAAAGCAAAAAGGAAAAACACACGGAACAAUCGUGAUCAGGGGAAUAAUUUGCCAGUCUCGUCUCCUGAUCAGAGCACGUCUCCAUUUAUACCUCCUAAGGUCAAUGCUUCUAAUGGGAAUGCUAAUGGAAAUCAUGUGCAGCAUUAAAGAAUAUUGUCACUGCCAGCGAGCAAGUGAGUGCGAAUCCAUUGGAUACUACACUUUUGCACGUGUAAACUAGCGCUUGUAAACAUCUUGUGCACAUAAUUUGUGAAUAUACAUCUGCCUUUAGCUAGUCAGCUUGUUGUUUUUAAACAAUACUUUUGUUCCUUUAUGCCGGGUAUACACUACACAAUUUUAUGCCCAAUUUUCACUCACAUCAGUGAAGUUUUGUGGAGAUCGCUGACAAAACUUGAAAUCUGCGGCAAAUAGGUGCUAGUUUACAUGAGU
This is a messenger RNA of Sinocyclocheilus anshuiensis, 1361 nucleotides long. RefSeq lists its product as uncharacterized. The coding region runs from base 354 to 1079 and encodes 241 amino acids. NCBI's taxonomy places the organism in Eukaryota, Metazoa, Chordata, Actinopteri, Cypriniformes, Cyprinidae. The transcript has 7 exons. The record is from RefSeq and is a predicted model, not a curated record.